AUGGAUGUCGCAUACGACCACAUCCAAGAAGAAGCGCUCUCACCCGACGAAGCCAAAGCCGCAUCAUCCUCGUCCUCCACAACCCCUCAAACUGCUACCAAUCUCAAUAUCGAAUUCCAAGAAGCAUUCAAAGCGGUAUCGUCUUCGCCAUGGGGAGCAAAACUCGGCGGCUGGUUUAGUCAAGCGCGCAAACAGGGCGAAACAUUCUACCAAGACUUGCAGAAGGAGGCCACGGAAGCGGGUGAGCAGGCUACGAAGGGCUUCACAAGUCUUAGAGAGCAAGUCGUGCAAAGAACGAGAGGAUUGAGCUUGAAUGCUGCGUCAGGGCCGGAAGUGCCAGUCCCCGGAGAGGAAGCUCUGCCUUUGCCAAACAAGGCUGCAGAGAAGCAAGCAGAGGCGGGAGGAGAGCAGACCAAAGAAGGCGAGGAUAAGCCUGAGAGCCUGCCAGUGGAUAUUGUCAAAGAGGCCGGCAGUCUCGUCGCUAGUCUGCGAUCACUCGGUGCGGCCAAGCUCAAAGAUCUACAAAAAGCGGAAGAUGCUGCGGACGAAGCACUCCUCAAAUUCGGCACCAAUGUGCGGAAUUUCCUGCGUGAUGCCGUGACCAUUACAGGCCCCGAAAAUUACAAUGGGUCGUCUGCGGAGGUGUUGUUUGAGACACAGGAGCCUGGUACAGGCAAAAAGAUCUUCCAUACUACCAGGUUAGAUGCACAAUUGCACGCCAUUCACAGCUCUGCAUCGAGCUUUACCGAUGAUCCGCAAGGUGGAGCGUGGAAGUCAUGGCAAGAGAGCUUUGAUGUCGAGAAGCAAACAGAUGCGAUUGCAAAGGAUUUGGAGCAGUAUGAGGAGCUCAGACGAGCAAUGGAGAAACUUGUACCGGAGAAAGUGGAUUACCGAAUGUUCUGGAUGCGGUACUACUUCUUACGGAAAGCGAUCGAGGCAGAAGAGCAGAAGCGGAAAGAGGUGCUCAAGGGUGCAGCCGCAGAAACCGAAGAAGAAGUUGCCUGGGAUGACGACGACGAUGAAGACGCGUCUGCUACGCCGAACACCAACAUCGGCGCCAACAAGCAAGCCUCCGAGUCCACCAAGACCCUCAAUGCAACCUCAAACGACCAUCUGAAGCCAAAGGAGCCCCGACGGAGCGAAGACGAGAACAAGUCUGUAGCCGAUUCAGAUGCGAGUUAUGACCUCGUCUCUGGAACAACGUCUCGCGCGACUGGCAGUCCGAAAGAGCCGAAGAAAGAUAUCAAGGAUGAUAGUGAUGAUGAUUGGGAGUAG
Messenger RNA from Pseudocercospora fijiensis CIRAD86, 1275 nucleotides. RefSeq lists its product as uncharacterized. NCBI's taxonomy places the organism in Eukaryota, Fungi, Ascomycota, Dothideomycetes, Mycosphaerellales, Mycosphaerellaceae. Bases 1 to 1275 code for a protein of 424 amino acids. The transcript is spliced from 2 exons. Gene Ontology annotation, cellular component: cytoplasm. The record is from RefSeq and is a predicted model, not a curated record.